CCCGCGCCGCCAAUGAGCAGCGGCCACGGCGGAGAACUGGCAGCCGCGUGCGCGGGGGGCAGCGGCCGGUCCGGCACACGGGCUGCAGCCACCGCCACCGUCAUGGGCGCGCUCGGCGUGGGCCGCCUGUUCCUCGGAGCUGUGAGCUGUACAUUCUUCCUGGCAGUUAACAGUUUAUAUUCUUCCAGUGAUGUGAUAGAGCUAACACCAACAAAUUUCAACAAGGAAGUCCUUCAGAGUGCCAGCUUGUGGCUGGUAGAGUUUUAUGCACCGUGGUGUGGUCACUGUCAGAGACUCACUCCUGAAUGGAAGAAAGCGGCCACAGCAUUAAAAGGUGUGGUGAAAGUAGGCGCAGUGGAUGCAGAUAAGCACCAGUCACUAGGUGGUCAGUAUGGUGUUAAAGGAUUCCCAACUAUCAAGAUAUUUGGAGCCAACAAAAACAAAGCAGAAGAUUACCAGGGGGGUAGGACAAGUGAAGCUAUUGUUGAUGCUGCAUUAAGUGCUACUCGAUCUAUGGUAAAGGAGCGUCUCAGUGGCAGAAGUGGUGGAUACAGUUCUGGAAAGCAGAGCAGCCGAGAAAGCGGUGACACGGAUAAGAAGGAUGUGGUUGAGUUGACUGAUGACACCUUCGACAAGAACGUCUUAAAUAGCGAUGAUGUCUGGCUGGUGGAAUUUUAUGCCCCUUGGUGUGGACACUGCAAAAAUCUGGAGCCAGAAUGGGCAGCUGCUGCCACAGAAGUGAAAGAACAAACUAAGGGCAAGGUGAAGCUAGCUGCUGUGGAUGCCACAGUAAAUCAGAUGUUGACUGGUCGAUAUGGGAUUCGUGGAUUUCCUACAAUUAAGAUCUUUCAGAAAGGAGAAGACCCUGUUGAUUAUGAUGGUGGAAGAACAAGAGCUGACAUAGUUACUCGGGCUCUGGAUCUAUUUUCUGAUAAUGCCCCACCACCUGAGCUGCUAGAGGUCAUUAAUGCAGAUAUUCUGAAGAGUACCUGUGAAGCUCAUCAGCUCUGUAUCAUUGCUGUCCUGCCUCAUAUUCUGGAUACAGGAGCAUCGGGUAGAAAUUCCUAUUUAGAAGUCAUGUUAAAAAUGGCAGAAAAAUACAAAAAGAAAAUGUGGGGGUGGUUGUGGACAGAGGCAGGAGCUCAGUCUGACCUGGAAAGCUCCUUAGGAAUUGGAGGAUUUGGAUACCCAGCAAUGGCUGCAGUUAAUGCUCGGAAGAUGAAAUUUGCCCUUCUGAAAGGAUCUUUCAGUGAACAGGGGAUUAAUGAGUUUCUCAGGGAACUGUCUGUUGGCCGUGGGUCUACAGCACCAGUAGCUGGUGGGGCUUUCCCUAAAAUUAACACAGUGGAGCCUUGGGAUGGCAAAGAUGGAGAGCUUCCAGUUGAAGAUGAUAUUGAUCUCAGUGAUGUGGAUCUUGAUGAUUGGGAGAAAGACGAAUUGUAAGAUCUUUAAGUUUCUUGAGAGAGUUUGUGCAGCAGCUCGGUGGAACAUGGUUCACAAUCAGAUGGAUAUUCCAGUGGCCUUUUCCCAGAGAAGUAGCACUUGACCAGCUCUCUGCAACAGUGAACUGUACACAUCAUGAGAAAACUGUGCAAAAAUUCUAUGAAUUGUCAUAACAGUAAACUUGAUUGUAUUCUGUGCAACACAUUUUAAGGACAACAUGAAUCUUUCUUUGGAAUGUCUUGGUUUUUAUUUUGUUGAUAUGGUGUGUGCUGUUUGAAUGUUUACCAGGAUCUGUUACUGUAACCAGUUUUAAAUGCGCCUCAUUCUUUCAUUCAGAUGGAACUUGAUCAGUUUCUGUUUCAAUUAAAGAAUAAAACUUAAUAUUUUUGA
Messenger RNA from Gavialis gangeticus (Gharial), 1833 nucleotides. It is a transcript of the gene PDIA6, whose product is annotated as protein disulfide isomerase family A member 6. The record is from RefSeq and is a predicted model, not a curated record. Gene Ontology annotation, biological process: response to endoplasmic reticulum stress. Gene Ontology annotation, molecular function: protein-disulfide reductase activity; protein disulfide isomerase activity. Bases 13 to 1443 code for a protein of 476 amino acids. NCBI's taxonomy places the organism in Eukaryota, Metazoa, Chordata, Crocodylia, Gavialidae. Gene Ontology annotation, cellular component: endoplasmic reticulum lumen. The transcript is spliced from 13 exons.